AUGGUAGGUCAAAAUGGCACAAUCGAAACCCCACAAAUGGCUUCAUCGAAGACGAGAAAGCGAUUUGUGAAUUGUGCCUUGGAAGGUGGAGACUUUGAUGGUGUUGGGGUUCUGGGUGUUUUUGAAUUGUUGGGAGAAGCUGCUUUUCGAUUUUUCGUUUGUUUUGCUUCGUUGGCUGUGGUUUCAAUUCAUGCUGUGUUUGCGGCGUUUGAUGAUGUUUUUCUGUCGUUUUCGGGUCGCUUUGACCGACUUGAGGGGCUAUUAAUUUGCAGUGUUCUCCACUCUGCCUUAAGGGUCCUUGACCUCUCAAUUUGUUAUGAAGGAUGGAUUUUGGUUUGUGGUGUGGAUACUAGUUGGUUAUUGUGUGAGGAUUAUGCCGAUUUUUUUAAGGUUCUUAUUCGGUGGAACUGGAGAUAUUCUGGAAUCUUGGAGGCUGUUGGAGACACAAUGGUAGCAAAAAUCCGGCAAAGUGCUACUGAGUCUCCUAAUCCGAAACCUGAGGUUGGAGAGAUUGACACCAGCCCACCUUUUCAGUCGGUUAAAGAUGCUGUCUCUCUCUUUGGUGAAGGUGCUUUCUCUGGUGAAAAACCAAUCAUUAAGAAGGCAAAACCUUAUUCUGCUGAGAGAGUUUUGGCCAAGGAGACACAACUUCAUGUAGCCCAAAAAGAGCUGAACAAGUUAAGGGAACAAGUAAAGAAUGCUGAAACUACUAAGGCUCAAGCUCUUGUGGAGCUUGAAAGGGCUAAAAGGACAGUUGAGGAUCUGACACACAAGAUAAAAGUUAUUAGUGAUUCUAGGGAAUUAGCAAUCAAUGCUACAGAAGCUGCAAAGAGUCAGGCAAAACAACUUACAGAAGAAAAGUAUGGUAUACCUGACAUAACAGAUGGUGCUUGGAAGGAAGAAUUAGAUUCUGCAAUUACAAGGUAUGCAUCUGUCAUGACGGAACUUGCUACUGCAAAGCAAGUACUGAGCAAGACUCGACAAGAGUAUGAUUCGUCCUUGGAUGCAAGAAAGUCUGCUGUCAAGCUAGCUGCAGAAGCUGGAGAUGCAUUGAAGGAAAACACAGAAAGAGCAUCUGAGCUUUCUAAAGAAAUUUCAUCUGUAAAGGAGUCGAUUGAACAAUCAAAGCUUGCAUCUAUUGUAGCACAGCAGCAGCAAGCAAAUAUUGUGGCUGAGAAAGAUGUUCUAAGACAAUCAUAUAAAGCUACCCUGGAACAGUCUGAAAAAAAAUUGCUUGCUUUAAAGAAGGAAUUCAGUCCUGAGCUUGCCAAAAAUCUUGAAAUGCAGCUGGCUGAGACAAUGAGUGCAAUUGGGACUCUGCAAAAGGAAAUGGAAAAUAAAAGGACAUCAGACUUGGACUCUGUGAAAACUGUCACUUCGGAGCUUGAUGAUGCUAAGGAGUCACUGCAAAAAGUAGCAAAUGAGGAAAGCUCUCUUAGAAGUUUAGUGGAAUCUCUCAAGGUGGAACUCGAGAAUGUAAAAAAAGAACAUUCUGAAUUGAAGGAGAAGGAAUCUGUAACUGAAUCAAUUGUUGGGAAUCUGCACGUCAAGCUCCGGAAAAGCAAGUCUGAACUUGAAGCCUGCAUGGCAGAAGAAUCUAAAGUUAGAGGUGCAUCUGAGGAAAUGAUCUUGACGCUUAGCCAGCUGACAUCUGAAACUGAAAAUGCUAGGAGGGAAGCAGAAGAUAUGAAGAACAAGACAGCAGAAUUGAAGAAGGAAGCUGAAGUUACCAUGCUUGCAUUAGAAGAAGCAGAGAAAAAGCUUAAAGUGGCGCUGGAAGAGGCAGAAGCAGCAAAAGCAGCGGAGAAAAGUGCUCUUGAGCAGAUUACUGUUUUAACUGAAAGAACUACUGCUGCACGUGCAUCAACAUCUGAAUCUGGUGCUGUGAUUACAAUCUCAAAAGAGGAGUUUGACUCACUAAGCCAUAAAGUUGAGGAGUCUGACAAAUUAGCAGACAUGAAAGUGGCCGCUGCCAAGGCACAAGUUGAAGCUGUGAAGGCUAGCGAAAAUGAAUCUCUCAAAAGGUUAGAAACAACUCAAAAGGAUAUUGAGGAUAUAAAGGCUGCAACGCAGGAAGCUCUGAAAAAGGCUGAAAUGGCUGAAGCAGCAAAGAGGGCAGUGGAGAGUGAGCUCCGAAGAUGGCGCGAAAGGGAGCAGAAGAAGGCUGCAGAAGCUGCAUCUCGAAUUCUGGCUGAAACACAGGUGUCAACAGAAUCAUCUCCACAGCAUUAUAGGAUUCAAAAGCAGAGUGCUCCUCAUACAACAGUGGAGGUGAGGAAGUUUGAAAAGGAGAAGGUUUCAGUUUCAAAAAAAGCCCUCUUGCCUAAUAUCAGUGGCAUCUUCCAAAGGAAGAAAAACCAGGUUGAGGGUGGCUCCCCUUCUUAUCUUCCUGGUGAGAACCCUGUAUGA
Messenger RNA from Sphenostylis stenocarpa, 2409 nucleotides. The record is from the annotation of a GenBank genome assembly. NCBI's taxonomy places the organism in Eukaryota, Viridiplantae, Streptophyta, Magnoliopsida, Fabales, Fabaceae.